Lytechinus pictus (painted urchin) is the source of this 1410-nucleotide messenger RNA. RefSeq lists its product as uncharacterized. The transcript has 4 exons. NCBI's taxonomy places the organism in Eukaryota, Metazoa, Echinodermata, Echinoidea, Temnopleuroida, Toxopneustidae. The record is from RefSeq and is a predicted model, not a curated record. Bases 102 to 524 code for a protein of 140 amino acids.
GUCCUCAUUUACUGUUUGGAUCGUUAAUACAAAGGUGUAAUUUUGUUUCAGGUUAGCAUUUGUCAAUUGUCCUUCUCUUGGCGUACUGAGUUGAUAGCACCAUGCCUUGCAUUGAGAUGUACACAACCUUGUCUGCUGAUAAAGUACCAGCUAACUUCUUCGAUGUUCUGACCGAGUUCUUCUGUGGGUUGCUUGAUAAGAACCCAAGGGGAGUUGUUCUGAACUUGUACACAGACCAGCGGAUACACACAGGUUCAGAUCUCAAUGCUACCAUGCUGAUGAUACAGAUCUACAAUGCCGAGGCUUGGUUAGAUCAUAAUGCAAACAGGGAGGCUAUUAAACUAGUGACAGACAAGGUCACAGGAAUCCUUGGUAUCCCACCUGACAGAUCUACUGUUCUGUUGAUCACCGUUCCAUCUCACCAAGUGGGCACGCCAGGAGGGAACCUAUUAGCAGACAGAGAUCAAUUCAAAUGGAGACUGGAUUACAUAAAGAAGAUCAAUUCUGCUGCAGCAUCGGCUUAACAUCCCCCCCCUCAUCAAAUUUGUUUUCCUAUCUGUUAAUUUCAUGUUUGCACAUUGUUUCUUUUACAUUAUCUUCUCCCGGAUCUCUGAUCUCACCCUCUCCCAUGCAUAUUUUCUUCUGUACCACCCCCCUCUCUCCCCCUCUCUCCCCCUCUCUCUCCCUCCCUCCCUCUCUCUCUCUCUCUCUCACCCUUUCCAAUCUUUCAUCUACCUUUCUCCCCCUCUCCCCCUAUAUUUCUAUCUCCCCCACGCACUGGCGUACAGUUUUUUUUUGGGGGGGGGUGGGGCACGUCCCCCAAAGAGUUUCGAGUAAAAAAAAAUGGGGGAGAAAAUGAAGAAAGGCAGGGAAAGAAUAAAAUAUUAUAAAAUUCUCCGAAUAUGCCAAAAUCUUUCCAAAAAUUAGAUUUUUGUAAUAUAUCAAACACAACAAAGUCUUUGCUCUGUUUCCCUCGUCAUUGCACAUCCACUCUUUCUUUCUUUCUUUCUUUCUGUGUUUUGAAAAUGUAAAGAGCCUGUGAAGAAUGUUUGUUUAUCCCCACAAUAUCUACUGGUAUCAAGUUAGAUAUUCUAUGGUAUGAAUUUACCCUUAUAGGGUAUUUUACAGCAAAAGUGCAUGCUACAUUGUUACCAGAUGUAAAUGUGCACAAGUCUGAUUCCUAUGCAAAGUUGGCCUACACUCAUGACAUUGGAAUUAUAUAAGAAUGAAACUGCAGAAUGUACCAUAUAAACUAUGAAGGCACCCAUGAAAGUAUAGUUUCAUGAAUUAAAAGUGUUGUAUUGUAUUAGAUUUCUUAGAAUUGUAGACUGAAAUGUUUGUCUUGCAAUUGUAUAAUGUUUGAGUGUUUUUUUAAAUAAAUUUUUCCUUAUUUCUCUGAAAAAAAUCUUA